UUGACAACACCAUGAGAUCUCUUUGCAUUAUUCUUCUGGUUGCCCUUAGCUGCCUGGCUCUGGCUGAGGGACAAUGCCCCCAGAACUGUGGCAGGAUCACUCGUCCUGUAUGUGCCACUUGGACACGUCGUGGCAUUAGCGACACCUGCACUUUCAAAACCCUAUGCGCCCUGCGAAAUCAGAUUUGCCAGCGCCGUCAAGAUUGGAUUCUAAAUAGAAACUCAUCAUGCAUUUUGGAAACAAGGAACUGCAGAUCUCUACUACAGUAAAAGGAUUUUAAUUUGUUUUGUCCAGGCCCUAAUUAAAUAAACUUGCAUAUUAAUCAC
This is a messenger RNA of Drosophila obscura, 326 nucleotides long. RefSeq lists its product as uncharacterized. The transcript is spliced from 2 exons. The record is from RefSeq and is a predicted model, not a curated record. Gene Ontology annotation, molecular function: protein binding. Lineage: Eukaryota; Metazoa; Arthropoda; Insecta; Diptera; Drosophilidae. Bases 12 to 269 code for a protein of 85 amino acids.